GAACAAGCGAGGACGCGACGGACUGCUGCCAAGAUAAAAGCCAGAGGUCGUGCACCGCCUUGACAAGCGGAAAGAGCAGGCAGAGCUGAGCGGGAUUCAAAGCACAUCACACUCGCCUCGGCCUCAUCGUAGGCAAUCAUGGGCAAAGCGCAGUCUAAGCUGUCCCACGAGCAGCUGCAAGAGCUACAGAGGAAUACAAAGUUCGACAAGAAAGAGCUGCAGCAAUGGUACAAGGGAUUCCUGCGUGACUGUCCCAGCGGCAAGCUCGACAGGGCAGAGUUCGGACGGAUCUACAAGCAGUUCUUCCCCUUUGGCGAUCCUUCGCAGUUCUCAGAAUACGUCUUCAGCGUCUUUGACGAGGAUAAGAAUGGCACCAUUGACUUUCAAGAGUUCAUCUGUGCGCUCAGCGUGACCAGCAGAGGCGAUCUGGAUGACAAGCUCAAAUGGGCCUUCCAGCUAUACGAUAUCGACGGGGAUGGCUAUAUCACCUAUGACGAGAUGCUACAGAUUGUGUCGAGCAUCUACAAGAUGACCGGUCAGAUGGUCAAGCUACCGGCAGACGAGGACACCCCACAAAAGCGGGUGGACAAGAUCUUCAGACUGAUGGACGUCAACAAGGACGAAAAGUUGACAUACGACGAAUUCAAGCAGGGCAGCAAGAACGAUCCUUCGAUCGUCUCCGCGCUCUCACUUUACGACAACCUGGUCUAGCUGCACUUGCUCGUCUGCCAGGAACCACCUUGUACUACAAUAGAAAUCUGCAAGCACGUGUUUGACAUACCUAGCGAGCCUCGUUCGCAUUGCGAAGGCGUCGUGAUGACCCACCUAGCGUCGCCACGGCGUCGUCCCCGAGUCGGCAUGCCAUCGUCCUUUCCUGCCCUUGGCCUUAAAAACAUCGACAUGGCUGAUUCUACCACACUUCGCGAAGAUGAGAGCAGUUCUUUGCGCACUCGCAUGCGCUCUUCCGUUCGCAUUAUCAAGAGAUCUCAUCCGUGUCCUGGCCCGCAACGCACAAGGCUUCAAUCCGGCCUCACUACCGCAAUCGGGCCAAGGACAGACCGGCAAUCCGCUUUCAUCGAUCUGGCGCAAGAUCGAGGAGAGCUUUCCCCGGCCGAGCGGCAGUAUGCCCACUUUCGGUAGCGGUUUCCCCAACUUCGGCAGUGGGUUUCCAGGGUUCGGCUCAGGUAUGGG
Mixia osmundae IAM 14324 is the source of this 1191-nucleotide messenger RNA. RefSeq lists its product as uncharacterized. Gene Ontology annotation, cellular component: intracellular membrane-bounded organelle; membrane; cytosol. The record is from RefSeq and is a predicted model, not a curated record. The transcript is spliced from 6 exons. Gene Ontology annotation, molecular function: calcium ion binding. The coding region runs from base 139 to 711 and encodes 190 amino acids. NCBI's taxonomy places the organism in Eukaryota, Fungi, Basidiomycota, Mixiomycetes, Mixiales, Mixiaceae.